AGCUUCACAUUGCUGGCAAAACCCUUCAGAUAAACCUCCAAACUCAUGUAGCGCGCCAAGCUGCCGGCGCGCCGGCGGCCUAUUCCAAGGUCUUUCCGACUAAAUUUCCGGUCAUCAUUGUAACUAUACCGUAAAAAGACAAAAUUUAUUCCGAAGAGAGGGUUUCUUGCAGAGAGUGUACAGAGUCGGCGAAGAGAGAGAAACGUUAGAGAACGGAGGAGAGAGAAAAAGAACAGAAGCGGGAAACCCUUAUGCACCUUAACUGUCGGUUCGGUUUUUUAAGUCGGUUAUGGCUAAACAGUUUCGGAAAAUCUUCUAGAAAAGUAUUCAAACUUUUUUACUAUUAGCAAUUGAGCCCUUUUAGUUUUCUCAGGGUCAAAAACGUCUUGGGAAUAAAAAAACCCUUAUAAAAUAGUAACCCACACCAAAAAGGACGGGAAGGAGCAAAGAGAUAGAGGAUAAUAGCCUCUUCCAUUUUUUCUUCUCAUGAAAGAGGAAGCAGCUCUUCAAAAUUUCGGGAGGAACCCAAUAACUCCAACGGGAUUGUUGAUUCCCUGUAAGGAUUGAACACACACAGACAAAUAUCAUUGAUUUUUUCACAUUCUUAAGGUAACCUUAUAUCAUCGGAGUCCAAACAGUUGAACAAGAUUGAAAGCUUGGAACUUUUGCUAUUACAGACGCACAAAAUAUUCAGUGCAGAGGCAGCCAAACUAGAUUGUCUUGAGGGAAGAAAUGACAGACAGGGGAUUCUCUCGGUUUAACUCUGAUCAAUUGGAAGGCGAUGUGAUCAGGAUCCCACUGAGAAGUGUCCAUGUGGCAAAUUCCAGGGGCUUUGACUCUGUCUCCAUUGUCUCCCACCAGGGAAAGCACGAAAAGCCUGUUGUCACUCUCCUGGGUAUGGCAGAAGAACACUGAAUACGGAUAAGGCAUCCUGUGACAUCCUAUGAUUUUUGGAGCACGGAUCACUUCAGGUUCCUUGGAAAUUGUAUAGUUUUGUAAUGGAACAAUGGGCUGAUCGUUGAAAUUUGUGGUUAAAACCUUGAAAUGGGCAUCAGAGCCAAAGACAGUUUGGGCAAAAUCAAGCAUGGAUUCCAGGGAAGUAGGACAGGACUUGGUUUCACCUUUCAUGGGUUUGUGUUCACAUUGUCCGAGUGUAUAUUCCAUUGCUUUGGCCUGUGGGGAGUCUUUGCGGAAGGAGAAGAGGUCAAGAAGAUAAGGAAGUUGUUUUGAGGAGAAAGGAAUUGAUUCUGCUUCUUCCCUGGAGAGGAGAGGAGGAGAGGCAGAAGUGUUGUCUUUGCUGGAGAACCAGAUUGACAUAGUUUUGCCAGCCUUAAGGUCAUCCACCUUAAAGAAAAUAUUCAUGGAAGGGUCCAUGUGUUCCAUGUGGGAUGAUGGGUGACUAGAAUCUGUAGCAGUACUGGUGGGCUGUAGCAGCUGCUGGGGAUCAUAUUUAAGGCUACGACCUUCAAUCUCUUGUGCGCACUGCUAUCAAAAUCAAGAAAAAAGAAGUUUCAAACCAGAGUUGAAUCCAAGCAAUUCGCAAAAAAAACAUCAGAAAAGUUGCAGGAAGUAUAUAUAGAACAUUACCAUUUGAAGGAGAAGGAAGGAAAGGAUGAUGUUCCAAGAGGAAAGGUUAGUACCCAUCUCUCUGUUUUUCUUGAUUCUGGAGUAAGGAAACAUUUGUCUACUAAACUUAUUGAAAAGUGGUUAGAUUAAUAAAGGGAGAAAUGUUUUGGUACACAGAGAAAAAUGAGGCCAAGUGGAGAGUGUGGAUUGAAAAUUAAUAAAGGGAGUGACUAGUAUAUGAUUAAGACCUUAAGAUGAAGAAAAAUUCUCUUUUUCACCUUGUGAUUUUUCGUCUUUAGUUCUUUACUCAUUAAGAUAUUGUAGAUAUUUCAUUUCAAGUGUCAAUUGAUAGCAGCAACAGAUAGAUUGAAACUGAAAAUCAUUGAUGGCUUAUCUUAUAGUAAUUCAAUUCAAUGCAUAGAUGUUGUGUGUUUCUCUGUUAGGCUUUGUGCUUAGUAAUAAACAACACUCUAUGAA
Rubroshorea leprosula is the source of this 2043-nucleotide messenger RNA. Lineage: Eukaryota; Viridiplantae; Streptophyta; Magnoliopsida; Malvales; Dipterocarpaceae. The record is from the annotation of a GenBank genome assembly.